GUCAAAUAAAUAAGCAUUUCCGUUCUGAGACAGUGUGUUGAAAUCCGCUGAGAUUCAAGGAUUCGCCGCUUGUUUGCAGAGUUCAGAGUUCUUAACGCGGCUCAGACCUGAAUGAUUUUCAUUUAACUGUCUGUUGCCAAUUGAAGCUACAAAAGUGGUGAGCCCAUGAGCCACUGAUGAAAUUUAAUAUAAAAUCCUUAAAUUUUACAGUAUUCAGGACAGGGUUUCCGUGGAGACCACUGACUACAUGAAGAUGGAUGAAGCAACUAUUGAGAGCGCUUUUAAAGCUGAAUGCAUCAGACGAGUCUUGAUACAAUUUAAACAAGUGAGUUAUGUAUAAAAAAAGGUCAUACGGAAACAUUUCUCAGCAACAGGCUGUAAACAUGGUCUAUUUUAACAUGGAGGUUUUGGAGCAAGUCUCAGGUGGACGCGAGGAAAUGAGGAAAUGAGGAAAUGCCCAAAAUCGUAAAUAAGACACAUUUACAGGAGUUCCCGUUAAACACACCUGCAGUUUCCUCUUAUGGCCACAGGUGCCGCCAAACAUCAGGUCACAAACAAUAGAGUUUAGAGAGGCCCCUCUUACACAAACGAGGUUGAGACUAGUCACAAGCACCAACUCCACGUACAGUUAAACUUAAAAGAUUGUAAAAGAUUAUAAAAUAGGAACACAAAUACAGCCUCUAGAAUGUUAAAAUCUACGUUCUGUCCUAGAGAGUAGAAGAGAAUUAAAAACUCCAACUCUUACCUGAUUGUAUUUGAUGAAAUGGCUUUGGUUUUACUUCCAAAGGCUCUAAAAUAUCAGCCACCAUCUUAGUUUGAUUCUCUGAACACUGUGUCUGUAUAUGUGAACACAGUGUGACAGACUAAACCGCUGAUUACUAAGCUCUGGUUUAAAGCUGCAAGUGUUUAUAGACCUCUGAUGCUUUGUUGCUCAAAAUGUAUACAUCUAUACACAACAUUAUCAUGUUGGAAUUCAGUUCCAUUACUAGAUAGAUGUCCAGUGGACCUACAGACCUUUAUGAUCUAACCGUGAUCAUAAACUAAUCUUAAUCUUCAAUGAUAAUAAGUUUACCACAGAUGUAGGCUAACCAAUAAUGUAGGUCUUGUCAUUACUGCCAAUGGUAUCUUUUCACUUAAAUCCAUUACUUUUAACCCUUAUAAUGUGUUAGAAAGUUGCCCAUGACUUUUGUGUUAGUGGACCAAAACUGACCCAUGAUCCAUGGGUGCAUGAAACUACCAGUGUUCUUGAGAUUUUCAGAAUUAAAAUUCUUUUGUUGUGUUAAAAUAUCUGUUCUCAUAAAAACAAAGAAACUGAAACUUUCACAUGUUAUCCUGCCAAUGGGUCAAAUUUGACCCGAACAUAGUACUAUAAGAGUUUAAAAUACAAAAAAUUGUUAAUGGAUCCAUAAUGAGCGUGAUUUCCCUCCAUACCAUCACCCGAGAUGAAAGUUCAGGCCCGGAUUCGGGGGCGCGCACGCAGCUGCCUGUGUGGUCUCUGCGCUCGUUCACGAGCAUGUAAACACCUGACCACUGCAGGGGACUCAGGGCGGUUAUCAUUUACACAACAAACUAAAAUACAUCCAUCGCUGCCGAACCACCUGCCGUGGAGUUAAAGGGCGGACUUUCCUCUGAUGGCGGAUGGAGCGAUGUUCUCAGUGCAGGAUCAGGCUGUGGACGGCGGCCUGCAGCGGCUCGACUACCGGCGGCUGACUCGGCUCUACUGCAUGAAUGGCGGACACCACCUCCAGAUCCUCCCCGAUGGGACGGUGACGGGCCAGAGGGACGACGGGGACGUUCACACUGUUUUAAGGCUCAAAGCUGUGGACAGAGGCGUCGUGGUCAUCCAAGGAGCAGAGGCCCAGCGAUACCUGGCCAUGAGCGAUGAAGGCCGUCUGUACAGCUCACCCACCAUAGCCGACGAAUGUUACUUUCUGGAGAAACUGGAGGAGAACCACUACAACACGUAUCAGUCACAGAAAUACCAGGACAGGGGCUGGUACGUGGGUCUGAAAAAGAACGGAAAACCUAAACUCGGCCCAAGAACUCACAUCGGACAGAAGGCCAUCUUCUUUCUCCCCAGGCAGCUGGAGGACUGAAGACGUGCAGGAAAAAACCCACCUGGAUGGAAGAUAGGACUGGACGCUGCUCAGUGAUGGCUGACCACACAUCAGAAGUGUGUUUAGCUCUGACACUUAACCGGCUAAACUGUGCCCCAUCUUUUAUUUGACUUAUGUAGCAGCUCUCAGAUUAACAGAGCAUUCAAGAAAGGGGAAUAGCAGUAAUACUAUAACACCAGGGCAGAAUGUAAGUCUUUACUUUUAUAAAUAGUAUGUUAUAUUAAAAGUAGUUUUAGUGAAGUUUGAAGCAGGAGGAAGUAUCUCCAGGAAUUAAACAUCCGAUUUUCUCAUAAUCUACUGAACUUUACUUGAAUGAAAAAUGACAGUUAAUGGAUGUCAUGUGCUGCUUGUAGUUUGCCUUGUCAUUUAUGUUUGAUUUCGGGGAUGAAAUACCUCUGCAGAUAAGAAAGAAAAAAAAAACUUGAGGGUCACCGUCCAAAUAGGGUUGUGGAUGCUUUUAGUUACAUUCUGCUGCCACUAGGAGUCGCCUUACGAUCACUCUUUCGUCCACAAUCUUGAUCGGUAAUUUCGACAUUCAAUAGCUCCACAGUCCUGACCAUUACCUCAUAUCUGUUCUGAGUAUUUGAAAGGCCAAAGAACACAGACGACCCAGGAGACGCAUUGAAAGUGACAUUUAUUUAACACUAAACAUUUUCUGUACAGUUUCAUAACAACAAAACCCCAAAGGCUGCCACUCUACAUCACAUAGAAAUAAGCAUAAUUGGUCUGUAGUCAAAGCAAUGGCAGAAGUAUGAAGUUAACCUAUGAUUCAAGCUGUUCAGUGUGCUAUAAAUGAUGAAAGACAGAAAUUAAACCCUGCACCGACUCCUUGUUUUGUGUCUGUGUCUUAACAAAAUAUCCCUUGGGUUUUAUUAGUUAUGUUUCUAAAAGUGCACCUGCAUACAACAUUCUUUGAUAUAACUGAUACCAACAGCAUCGUUUACCAUUGCAAAAAAAAUUAAUUAAAAGAAAAAGAAUAAUAAUCCCGUUCUGUUAAUUAAAAUUUAAGGCAAAACCACACCUGGAAAUGGAAUUGAAGUUUAAGCUCUUAGAUAAUUUGACCCUUAACAGCUAGAAUUCAAAACCAGACCAGUAAUUGUGCACAUAUGUUCCUGAAUAUCAUCUUGGUUGUCAUCACUCUACAUAUAUUCAACGCUCUUCUUGCGUUACAGAGCACGUCUUGAGGUUUGUUGCUUGACAUUUGUGAGUGAUCAGUAAUCAUCUAAGAUCAUCUCUUACUUGAAUUCUCUUUCCAGGUUAGAUAGUUUCACCCGAUUUAACAAAACAAUUUACAGGUUAUAUCCUAACCUCCAUCACAUGGGUGUAAUUUUGGUGUCUUCCACUGACACUGUGUUUGAAUCACAAAAUAUAUUUCACUACGAUGAUGCCCCCUAAUGAUCAAAAAAAAAAAAGCUGCAGGCAACACUGCCCCCUCCUGGCGAGAAACACUGAUUAAAGCCAACAGGUGAGUGAAAUAUGCAGUAUAUAUUAGCACUUAAAGCCUAAUGAAAGCUUGCUUUUCUUUUUUUUUAAU
Mugil cephalus (flathead mullet) is the source of this 3651-nucleotide messenger RNA. RefSeq names its product fibroblast growth factor 1a (gene fgf1a). Gene Ontology annotation, cellular component: cytoplasm. The transcript has 3 exons. Gene Ontology annotation, molecular function: growth factor activity; fibroblast growth factor receptor binding. The record is from RefSeq and is a predicted model, not a curated record. NCBI's taxonomy places the organism in Eukaryota, Metazoa, Chordata, Actinopteri, Mugiliformes, Mugilidae. Gene Ontology annotation, biological process: regulation of cell migration; animal organ morphogenesis; positive regulation of cell population proliferation. The coding region runs from base 1632 to 2096 and encodes 154 amino acids.